Talaromyces proteolyticus is the source of this 594-nucleotide messenger RNA. RefSeq lists its product as uncharacterized. Bases 1 to 594 code for a protein of 197 amino acids. The transcript has a single exon. Lineage: Eukaryota; Fungi; Ascomycota; Eurotiomycetes; Eurotiales; Trichocomaceae. The record is from RefSeq and is a predicted model, not a curated record.
AUGCAUUUCACCACAGCUCUCGGACUUGCUGCUGCCUUUAGUGGCGUCACUUCUGCUCUUCCUGCUACCCAGCGCCGUGACGGUGGCAGCGACAACAACCCCAGCGGCAGCAACAGCACCAGCAACAGCAACAGCACCAGCAACAGCAAUGGUGGCAUCGACAUCACAAACAACAUGGGCCAUACAAUCUACCUCUGGUCCGUUGGCAACUCUGCCAACAACAGCAUGGUCACACUGGAUCCUGGCGAUCGGUACUCAGAAAGCUGGCAGGUGAACACUGCUGGCGGCGGCAUUUCAGUCAAGAUGGCGACGCAACCCAACCAAUCCGAUGUGCUUCAGUACGAAUACACUCUGGAAGGAGAUACUAUCUACUGGGAUCUCUCCUGCAUCAACAUGAGUGAUAACUCCACCUUCACGACUGCCGGUUUCGAUGUUUCAUCCAACAACACCGACUGCCCAUCUGCCAACUGCGCGCCUGGUGACUCCUCUUGCGCCGCCGCUUACCUCUACCCGACUGAUGACCAGGCGACUCACGGCUGCCAUGCCAGCACGCAGAUGGCCUUGAAUCUCGGAUCUUCCGCACCUUCUUCAUAA